ACCAGACAGGAGUUUGUGGCAGAAGGAGAAACAGCUGGUAGCAGCAAAAAUGUCUGCGCUGCCUGAUGGAAAGAAACUGGUCCGGAGCCCCAGCGGUCUGCGCAUGGUUCCCGAAAACGGAGCCUUUCACAGCCCCUUCUCCCUGAACGAGCCGCAGUGGGUCCCCGAUAAAGAGUGUGCAAGAUGUAUGCAGUGUGACACCAAGUUUGACUUCAUCAGAAGAAAGCACCACUGCCGGCGGUGCGGCCGGUGUUUCUGUGAUAAGUGCUGCAGUAAGAAGGUGGCGCUGGCCCGGAUGUGCUUCGUGGAUCCGGUGCGGCAGUGCGCUCAGUGCAGCCUCGCCUCGCAGAAAGAGAUGGAGUUCUACGACAAGCAGCUCAAAGUGCUUCUGGGAGGCGGCUCCUUUGUCGCCACUUUGGGAACGUCGGAGAAAUCUGAAACCAUGAUGUGUCGCCUCUCCAACAACCACAGGUAUUUGUUCAUGGACGGCGAGAGUCACUUUGAGGUGGAGCUGUCUCGGAUCUCCAGCAUGCAGAUUCUGACAGACGAGUCGAGUCCAGGAGAGAGCGACAUUCACACGUACACCAGCCUGCCGGACACUCAGUAUCUCUCUGAAGGUUAGCGUUAGCGUUAGCUUCACUCCGGUGUCAUCGUCGUCACUCCAUGCUUCCUUUUUGUUUUUUCAGAUCUAAUUUCUCUUGGCUUUUUCAUUCAUAUCUGCAUGAAGCUGCAUGCCAUUGAAAUAAAGGAUACUAGGAAUGUACUUUCCUUCUUUUUUAUUUUUAUUUAAAGCUGUUCUUGAGGUCUGUCUUUCCUGUAUCAUGACAUCAUCACCUCUGAAAAAAGAAACUAAAAUUACUUGAACAAAAUCCUCAAUUUGAAUAAAAGGAUUUAUUGGUUUAAAAGAGUAAUUUUUUCAAUUCAAUCAACUUUAUUUUUAUAAAUAUGAGUUUUUUUAUUUUAUUGGAGUUGUAUUUUGCUUAGCAAAGUUUUCAUUGCAGCCUUUAAAAAAACGAUAGUAAUAUUUUUACGCCUCAAAAAAGUACUUGGUGGAAAAUAACACUCCAGUUAUUCCCAAGCAGUGUGCAUUGUUUGCCCAAUAGCACGUGUGUCUCAGAGACUCAUCAUUCUUUGUUUGCUGCUUCAUUUGAUCUUGAAAGUUGUGUUUCUGUUGUGUUCAUGCAUUGAUUUGUAAUCCUUCAUUUCAUUUGUACUUUGUUUUGAAUCCCCUGACAUCUCUUUGUUUUUGCAUCUGUUUGUUUGGCAUGCAGUAAUCACUAUUAAAGGUGGGGUAGGUAAGUUUGAGAAACCGGCUCGAGAUACACUUUUUGUUAUAUUC
Messenger RNA from Notothenia coriiceps (black rockcod), 1339 nucleotides. RefSeq names its product zinc finger, FYVE domain containing 21 (gene zfyve21). The transcript has 6 exons. The record is from RefSeq and is a predicted model, not a curated record. Gene Ontology annotation, molecular function: metal ion binding. The coding region runs from base 50 to 622 and encodes 190 amino acids. NCBI's taxonomy places the organism in Eukaryota, Metazoa, Chordata, Actinopteri, Perciformes, Nototheniidae.